Messenger RNA from Prosopis cineraria, 1976 nucleotides. Its product is annotated as probable inactive purple acid phosphatase 29. Gene Ontology annotation, cellular component: cytoplasm. NCBI's taxonomy places the organism in Eukaryota, Viridiplantae, Streptophyta, Magnoliopsida, Fabales, Fabaceae. The record is from RefSeq and is a predicted model, not a curated record. Gene Ontology annotation, molecular function: hydrolase activity, acting on ester bonds. The coding region runs from base 434 to 1639 and encodes 401 amino acids. The transcript is spliced from 4 exons.
UCAUCAAUCAAUCCAUCUUGGCCAAAAAUAAUUCAUCAAUCAACCCAUGAUAUUCAAUGUAAACACAUAAAUAGUUACUAUAUGAUCUUAGAAGAAUUCAUUACAAGAGUUUUAAAGGGGGGGGGAAGAUCACUUUUUAAAAUUUCUUUUUAAAAUUUCCCUUUGUUUUUGGUUGUUUAAUUGAAUUUCUUGAUCGUGCUUCACGAGGGUAGUAGAAGGCUGGAAGCUAUCCAGGGCUGGUCUCUGAUUGUGAGGCGUAAGCAACUCAAUCAUCUCCGGGAAUAUCCUUUCUCAUAUCUUUUCAUUGCUUUCUUUACUUACUUACUUUCCGUACGACAUCAACUAGCUGAUAGCUUACCACCUCCUACGGACUUCAAUAAAUCUCUCUUACGGUUUUCUGAGCAUCAUCAUUUACUCUCACCACCUAACCAAGAUGGUUUCCGAUAGUAGAAACGGCUCUGAUGUCAAGAGCACCAGAAGGAAGAAGUUGGGUUCUGAUUCCAUGGCGAUGACACUGAUAGUGUACUCUUUUUGUGUGCUGCCGAUUUGCGUAUUGGCGGCGAAACAAGGGAACCCACGAGAGAUGCAGAAGCUGAGGUUCGGUGAUAAUGGAGAAUUCAAGAUAUUGCAGGUGGCAGAUAUGCACUAUGCAGAUGGCAAGAGUACCCUUUGCUUGGAUGUGCUUCCUUCUCAGAAUGCUUCUUGUUCCGACCUUAAUACCACUGCCUUUAUUCAGAGAAUGAUCCUUGCCGAGAAGCCCAAUCUCAUCGUUUUCACUGGGGAUAACAUCUUUGGAUUUGAUUCCUCGGAUUCGGCUAAAUCAUUGGAUGCUGCAUUUGCUCCAGCAAUUGCAUCGAACAUUCCUUGGGUAGCUGUUUUGGGUAACCAUGAUCAGGAAGGAUCCCUCUCUAGGGAAGGGGUGAUGAAACACAUUGUGGGGAUGAAGAACACUCUUUCAAAAUUCAAUCCUUCAGAAGUACACAUCAUUGAUGGUUUUGGGAACUAUAACUUGGAGGUUGAAGGAGUUGAGGGCACUGAAUUUGCAAACAAAUCAGUUCUCAAUCUCUACUUUCUUGAUAGCGGAGAUUACUCCACUUCCCCUUCCAUUCCUGGCUAUGGUUGGAUUAAACCCUCCCAGCAACUAUGGUUCCAACGAACAUCUGCAAAACUAAGGAGAGCCUACAUGGAUAAACCAGUGCCUCAGAAAGCACCUGCUCCUGGUCUCGCAUACUUCCACAUCCCAUUACCAGAAUAUGCUUUUUUUGACUCAUCAAACUUUACAGGUGUAAAGCAGGAAGGCAUUAGCUCUGCAUCUGUGAACUCCGGCUUCUUUACGACGUUAGUUGAAGCCGGAGAUGUGAAGGCGGUUUUCACUGGUCAUGAUCACAUCAAUGACUUCUGCGGCAAGCUAACAGGUACUCAUCUUUGUUAUGGUGGGGGAUUUGGAUAUCAUGCUUAUGGAAAGGCUGGGUGGUCUAGGAGAGCAAGAGUAGUGGUAGCUAGCUUGGAGAAAACAGUGAAGGGAACGUGGCGAGAUGUCAAGUCGAUUAAAACGUGGAAACGCCUUGAUGAUGAGCGUCUCACUGGCAUCGAUGGCCAGGUCCUAUGGAGCAAGAGCUUUCAUGCUAGGAAAAAUUAAAACGUCGAUUCUUCAGAGUUCAAAAGUGAAGCAGACUAAAGGGAGCUUGAGGAGGAAGGUGUCGUGAGCUGUUUUGUGAUAAAUUUGAUCCAUAGAACCUGUUCGGUAUACGUCUUGUGAUGCAGCAACGGAGGGUGCUAAAGAAUAAACCAAAGUGUUGGUUCAUUAGUUUGAAAAAAGGAUUUUCACUGUAAUUCCAUGCAAUUCACACCCCAUACCUUUUUUUAUAGAAUAUUGUCCGUUAAUCCUAGUUUUGACAAAAAAAAAAUGCUGUACUGGAUUUUGAUAUAUCGAUGAUAGAGUUGCAUAACAAUUAACAAAUACCCUCAUUUAGUCA